GCAUAGUGAGGGUGAAUCGUUGGACGAAGGGCCGAUCACUGGGGGAGAGAGAAAGGUAGAUGGCGUCGUUGAAACUGAGCGUUCCAUCGAGCCAAUGGAUCGCAGGUGAGAGGUCGUUUGACCGGCGGAGCCGCAUCCUCACAGCAGCGCCACGGCGGCGGGUGGCCGUGGGGCCUAUCAGGGCCGGUUCGUACACCGACGAGCUCGUCCAGACCGCUAAAGUCAUUGCUUCUCCUGGGCGUGGGAUUCUUGCAAUCGAUGAAUCAAAUGCUACCUGUGGGAAGAGGCUUGCUUCGAUUGGCCUGGACAAUACGGAGGCAAAUCGGCAAGCCUACAGGCAGCUUUUGUUGACAACACCUGGUUUAGGCGAAUAUAUCUCUGGGGCUAUUCUUUUCGAGGAAACACUUUACCAGUCGACCACUGAUGGGAAGAAGUUUGUGGAUUGCUUACGCCAAGAGAAAAUAAUGCCCGGCAUAAAGGUUGAUAAGGGUUUGGUUCCAUUACCUGGAUCAAACAAUGAAUCUUGGUGCCAAGGAUUGGAUGGAUUGUCCUCAAGAUGUGCUGAAUAUUACAAGCAAGGAGCACGCUUUGCCAAGUGGCGGACAGUUGUCAGCAUUCCUUGUGGUCCUUCUGCCUUGGCUGUAAAGGAAGCUGCAUGGGGUCUUGCUCGGUAUGCUGCCAUUGCUCAGGACAAUGGUCUUGUCCCAAUAGUGGAGCCCGAAAUUCUCCUUGACGGUGACCACCCGAUUGAAAGAACACUUGAAGUUGCAGAAAAAGUUUGGGCAGAGGUGUUCUACUAUCUAGCUGAAAACAAUGUGGUGUUUGAGGGAAUCCUGCUAAAGCCAAGUAUGGUAACCCCGGGUGCUGAACACAAGGAAAAGGCCUCUCCAGAGAUGAUUGCAAAAUAUACACUUAAGAUGCUAAACAGAAGGGUACCACCUGCAGUUCCUGGAAUAAUGUUUCUGUCGGGAGGGCAGUCUGAAAUGGAGGCAACCCUCAAUCUGAAUGUGAUGAACCAGGCUCCCAAUCCAUGGCAUGUAUCGUUCUCUUAUGCUCGAGCUCUUCAAAACACAGUCUUGAAAACAUGGCAGGGCCGUCCGGAGAAUGUUGUGGCGUCACAGAAAGCACUCUUGGAUCGUGCAAAGGCUAAUUCCCUUGCACAGCUCGGUCGCUAUUCUGCCAAGGGGGAGAGUGAGGAAGCCAAGACAGGAAUGUUUCAGAAGGGUUAUACUUACUAAAGAGGUGCUAAACUGUUAAUCACCUCUUUUUAGUUUCUGGCUUUGGCUCAAUUGGUUCUUAAGUAUUAAGUAUCCAUUUUGUUUUUUGUGGACUCGAUGUUUUGGUUAGAGACUUGGAGGAGCAGAAUAAGUAUAAGAAUAAUGCAAUUGGCACAGUAGUGAUGAACUAGAAGAAAAUAUUCCAUCCAUGACUAUUGGCUUGUGUGAAACAAUUUGUAUUCAGGGACAUUAUGUUGCCCACAAAAUCCCGAAGAUGUUGCAAAUCGAACCAUUUUCUCUGGCCCUAAUGUUUAUAAGUUGUUGAUGUU
Messenger RNA from Musa acuminata AAA Group (dessert banana), 1546 nucleotides. RefSeq names its product fructose-bisphosphate aldolase 1, chloroplastic-like. The transcript has 6 exons. Lineage: Eukaryota; Viridiplantae; Streptophyta; Magnoliopsida; Zingiberales; Musaceae. The record is from RefSeq and is a predicted model, not a curated record. The coding region runs from base 60 to 1238 and encodes 392 amino acids. Gene Ontology annotation, cellular component: cytosol. Gene Ontology annotation, molecular function: fructose-bisphosphate aldolase activity. Gene Ontology annotation, biological process: fructose 1,6-bisphosphate metabolic process; glycolytic process.